ACACACAGUUUAACUAUUACAAACCUAACAAAUAACAAACAACAGUCUUCUUCUUCUACAACUCCUCUCUCAAUAUUCAUUUCCUUUAUCCCAAUGGCAACGAGAAAAAACUUCCUCUUUCUCGAACGAAAAGACAGAAUUACCCCUCUCCCCUCUAGUAGCCUUCAGUUCGAAUUUGAUGAAGCUGAAAUAUGGUGUAACAACACUAGUUCAAACGAAAAUGUUGUUCAUAAUUCUGAAGCCAAAAUAUCAAUACCCAAUUCAAGAUUCUUGAAAAAACCAGGGAAAAAGAGUGAAAGAUCAAGGGCAAUUUCGUCAACAUCACUGCCAGUGAAUAUACCAGAUUGGUCGAAAAUCUUAGGUGAUGAGUACAGGAGUUGUCCGAAAGAAAUUGAUGAUAAUUAUAAUGUUGUUGAGGAUUUUGAUGAAAUUGGAAUUCCACCACAUGAAUAUUUAGCAAGAACAAGAGUUGCUUCAUUUUCAGUACAUGAAGGUAUUGGAAGAACACUUAAAGGAAGAGAUUUGAGUAGGGUUACAGGUUCGAGCUUUAGAAUCAAGUCGUUUAUGUUUGCGUUAAGGUAGGUUGUCGGCUCUUACCCUAACCCUGUGUGAAUGCGGGAUAUUUGUACGCCGGUUGCCCUUUUAUUUUUAUUUUUUAUUUUUUAAAUUGGAUUAAUGGGUUAAUUUUUGUAAGUUAUUAUAGGGUGGAUUGAUCCUCUAGUUUUGAUGGUUAUCUUUUAGCUGUGACUUCAAUUCAGAGGAUCUAAUGUAAUGUAAGAUUGUGUUGCAUAUUCACAUUUCUUUCCUUAGAUUUUGCAUAAUCCUUUGGAUUUUUGAAUGGAAUAUCAGUCCGAGGGAUUAGUUUGUAAUUUUAAACUUGAUGAGUUUUGGAUUUGUACUGUGGAAUCUCACCUAAUUAAUUUAUUUUUCUUUGAUUAA
Messenger RNA from Nicotiana tabacum (common tobacco), 939 nucleotides. The record is from RefSeq and is a predicted model, not a curated record. Lineage: Eukaryota; Viridiplantae; Streptophyta; Magnoliopsida; Solanales; Solanaceae.